AUACUUCUUCCGCUUCCUGUCAUUUUCACACGUGCGGCACAUAAACAAGGCGGAUUAUUUGUAAAUAUUUAACAUGCAGUUGAGUCUGAAAGCUGCUAUGAUGUCAUCCUCGAUAUACAUUCCCAUUGCUCUGAUGGCUGUCUGGGUAUCAUACAGACUAUUCAGGAAGUGUCAUUGCGAUCUUAGGGACAAGGUGGUUCUCAUCACUGGUGCCAGUUCAGGGCUAGGAGAAGCUUGUGCUCAUGCCUUUUACAAGGCAGGGUCCAGGGUCAUACUGUGUGCAAGAAGGGAAGCUGAAUUGAAGAGGGUGAAACAGGACUUGCAAAACCUGAAGCUUGCCAUCGAGACAAAAGAACCAUCGAUACUUACUUUGGACCUUUCUGACUUGGAUUCAAUCCCACAGAGGGCAGACCAUGCAUUGAAAAUACAUGGGCAGAUUGAUAUUUUAGUGAAUAAUGGCGGAAUAAGCUAUCGCGGAGAAGCUAUGGAGACUGAACUAGGUAUCCACAUGUCAGUAAUGACAGUCAACUACUUUGGACAGAUUGCUUUGACACAAGCCUUAUUACCAAGCAUGGUGUCUAGAGACUGUGGUCAUAUUGUUGCCAUUAGCAGUGUUCAAGGAAAAAUAGCCAUUCCUUACAGGUCUGCAUAUGCUGCUUCCAAGCAUGCUGCCCAAGCAUAUUUUGACAGCCUGAGAGCCGAAGUGGCAGACAAGAACAUCAAAGUCUCGGUGAUAAGUCCUGGGUACAUUAAGACUAACCUGUCUCUAAAUGCACUACAGGGAGAUGGGACAAGAUACGGAGUGAUGGACAAGACGACAGAGACAGGGAUGUCGCCGGAGUAUGUUGCAUCCAAGGUUCUCAAAGCAGUACAGGAGCAGAAAAAUGAACUUAUUUUAGCGCCAUUCACUGUGACUGUAGCUGUUUUUUUAAGGACAUUUUGUCCUUCCUUAUACUUCAGUUUAAUGAAGAAGAGGGCAGCACAUCAAAAACAAGACCAGUGUAAACAAAAGUGAUGAUUACUUAUAAAAUAUUAUGCACAUUUGCAAGAGUAGAUGAUUGUGAUAUUUUUGUCCAUAAACUGUCAUCUUAAUUUUUAAUUCUGGUGUGCUCAGAAUAUAUAUGAAUCUGAACACAAUUUUAUUUUAAUAAGUUAAAAUGCCAAUCCUCAAACAUCUUCAAACAGAGAAUAUGCAAUCACUUAUGAAACAAGGCAGCAAAGCUGUCAAAUGUACAGACAAAAAAACAGAAA
Molecule: messenger RNA, 1251 nt
Organism: Lingula anatina
Lineage: Eukaryota; Metazoa; Brachiopoda; Lingulata; Lingulida; Lingulidae
Product: dehydrogenase/reductase SDR family protein 7-like
Cellular component (GO): membrane
Molecular function (GO): oxidoreductase activity
Source: RefSeq, a predicted model, not a curated record